Messenger RNA from Glycine soja, 579 nucleotides. RefSeq names its product ras-related protein RABC1-like. Gene Ontology annotation, molecular function: GTP binding; GTPase activity. Bases 10 to 579 code for a protein of 189 amino acids. Lineage: Eukaryota; Viridiplantae; Streptophyta; Magnoliopsida; Fabales; Fabaceae. The record is from RefSeq and is a predicted model, not a curated record. The transcript has 5 exons.
UUGAUUCAGAUGGAUUCGAGUUCGGGGCAUCAAGAAUUCGAUUAUUUGUUUAAGUUGUUGAUGAUUGGAGACUCUGGGGUUGGCAAUAGUAGUCUUCUUCUCAGUUUCACCUCCGAUGCUUUUGAAGAUCUCUCCCCCACUAUCGGUGUUGAUUUUAAGGUCAAAUAUGUGACGAUGGGGGGUAAAAAGCUGAAGCUUGCAAUUUGGGAUACUGCUGGUCAGGAGAGAUUCAGAACACUGACAAGUUCUUACUACAGAGGGGCACAAGGAAUCAUCAUGGGCAAGAGGUGGCCCUUCCAAGUUAGUGUAGUGGUGAAAUUUGACUUUGGAUUAGCUGCUAAUGUUGUUCCUCUAACUAAUGCAAUUUAUGAUGUAACUCGGCGAGAUACAUUUACAAAUCUUUCUGAAAUAUGGGCAAAGGAAAUAGACCUUUAUUCAACUAAUCAAGAUUGCAUCAAGAUGCUUGUUGGAAACAAACUAGACAAGACUCUUUGGAAGACACCUCAACUUGGAACAACCAACAAUAGUCAAUUGGCGAAGCAAGGGAAGGUUUCCAAAGUAGUCAGGCAAGGAUUCUAG